This is a messenger RNA of Phytophthora nicotianae INRA-310, 514 nucleotides long. RefSeq lists its product as hypothetical. The record is from RefSeq and is a predicted model, not a curated record. NCBI's taxonomy places the organism in Eukaryota, Oomycota, Peronosporomycetes, Peronosporales, Peronosporaceae. The transcript has a single exon. Bases 66 to 428 code for a protein of 120 amino acids.
CUCACUUUGCAACUCGAUCCCUAACAGUUCAGUCGGUCCUGGCCACUACCUCUUGAACAGAUCUAAUGCGCCUUAGCUUCAUCAUUUUCGUGCUGGUAUCGGUGUGUUUCGCACCCAGUGUAAACUCGAACACCACUGGUCAAACAACCCAUGGGGCUGGUAACCGUUCUCUCCGGGGCGACGAGACAGCCGACGUCGAAGAAAGGGCUCAGGCAAUAAUAGGCAAAUGGCUAUGGGGACCUUUCUCCAGCGCAACUUGGAAAAAGAUGCUGGUAGACACCGAGUAUCAGCGUAUAAUGUUCAAGAAGUGGGAUGGCUAUUCCCUCGACACAAUCAAGGAACGAAUUGGGCGCGCUAUCAUUCAGGACGACAACAAUCUUGCCAAGAUGAUGUUGGAUUAUGUCGAGAACCACCGUGUCUACAAGUAAGAGGUUGCUGCUGGUGACGAGAUGCCAAAUAGCGGAAAAUCUGAGCACAUUAAAUAUGUUGAAUAUUGAUGAAUUUAGAUAACGCA